This is a messenger RNA of Rattus norvegicus (Norway rat), 429 nucleotides long. The record is from RefSeq and is a predicted model, not a curated record. Lineage: Eukaryota; Metazoa; Chordata; Mammalia; Rodentia; Muridae.
AUGGCUGCAGAGCCCCCACACAUCAGAUACACCAAGUUCCCUAGCGCGGCAACAGGCAGCGAGAGUGUUCGCUGCAGCCAGUGGGGUUGGCGGGAGCAGGAGCGAGUGGUGCGCAGGCGCUCUUUAGAGCACCUAGAGCCUUUGGCUGCAGGACCCUGGAAAACAGGAAAAGAUAAAGCAUCAGACAAAAAAGUGCAGAUAAAAGGGAAGAGAGGAGUGAAGGGCAAACAGGCUGAAAUGGCUGACCAGCAAACUACAGAUCUACCUGCAGAAAAUGGAGAGACAGAAAACCAGAGUCCCGCCUCUGAGGAAGAGAAAGAAGCAAAGUCCGACUAAGCAUCCAUCAUGUCUGUCAGUGGUCUCCGCCUCCCUUCCUGUACAUUCCAGAGGGAUAUUUUUGUCAACUAUUUUGUAAAUGAGAGUUUUUAA